ACAUAAGUACAGUGAAAGUGUAGUAAGAGGAAAUACAAAUAGGUCUAUACAAAUUCACAUAGUCUGAAUUAUCCGGACAUAUUUAUCUAGGCAUGUUUGGUCUAACUUAUCCUAACUUAAAUCUUACAAUUUCUUGUUCUAAUUGAGACAAAUGACUGGCAUGUUAAACUUUUUACACUUACCUAGUUAGGCUACUUUUACCUAGCCUACAUAGUGGGCCAAUGAUAUAUUGCUUCUAAAAUUGAUAAAUCCAAAUUCCAAGUAGCUAACAUAUUUCUACAUGUUAAACAAAGAAAUGUGUACAUUAGGAAAAUAGGUGAAAUAUCACAACGUUUGGUAAAUAAUGCCUACAUUGUUUUCCCAAGAAGCCAUCAGAUUAGCCUACUUUCCCUCAAACAAUGUUCACCCUCCCUGCGCAUACAGCUGUCUGCGCAACGACUCCGCAGCCAUGACCCGUAUGAAUGUUUUCCGGCAGUCAUCUACAACCAUAGACAGUACAACACGUAUUUGUGUUUCAGCACGUCCAUCUGGCUGACUGUAAUGUUGCAUUCAGAAGCCUAUGGGCUUAAUGGCAGUAGUAUAUUUUGAGGGCCGUGCUUCACAUCAAAUGGCAGCCGUUGUCUGGGUGCAGAUAACUGUAAGCUUUUUCGUAUUUUUACUAUCAGCACCGAGUCAAGCUGCUCGGCUCUACACCGAAGAUGAUCCAGUGACUAUACUGACCACCGACACACUGAAGCAGAAUGUUCACAACUCUUCAACAGCUUGGCUGGUCCAGUUUUAUUCAUCGUGGUGUGGUCAUUGCAUCCAGUACUCGCCGACCUGGAAAGCCCUGGCGGGAGAUGUCAAAGACUGGGAACAGGCCAUCCGCAUCGGAGUACUGGACUGCGCUCAUGAGAAGAACUUUGACAUCUGCAAGGAGUUUGAGAUCCACUUUUACCCCACCUUUAGGUAUUUCAAAGCACAUGGCAGCAACACUGAUGUCGGCAAAACAUACAGAGGUCCCGACCGUGAGCUUCAGACCGUUAGACAGCUGAUGGUGAACUUCCUGCAGAACCACACAAAGCAGGACUGGCCCUCUCACUGCCCUCCUCUAGAACCCUACAGUUCGGAGGACAUUCUGGCAUUACUGGGACACAAGUCGGAGCAGUACACAGCUGUUAUCGUUGAGGAUGCCGAUUCCUACGUGGGGCGGGAGGUGAUCCUGGACUUGAUGCCUUAUCAGGGUGUGGGCGUCCGGCGAGUGCUGAGCUCGGACAAGCUGCUCAUGGAUCGGCUGGGUGUGACCGACGUGCCUGCUGCCUACCUCUUACACCCCAACGGCACGCACGGCCUUAUGGACGCUCAGAAGAGGCUACGGUUCUUCUUCUCCUCCUUCCUCAAGCUCCUCCCUGGCGUCCACAGACAAAACUCCGCCUUCCUCCAGAACUCCGCCCACUCUUCCAGCAAUGGCCACAAACCCACCGAGGAGUGGAAAGAGUUUGAGAAGUCCAAGGUGUACAUGGCUGAUCUGGAGUCAGGCUUGCACUACCUGCUGCGGGUCGAGCUGGCCACACACCACACUCUGGAGGGGGAGGAGCUUAAGGCCUUUAAAGACUUUGCCACCGUCGUUGCCAAGCUGUUCCCAGGCAGGCCCUCGGUGGUGAAGCUCCUGGAGACGCUGCUGGAGUGGGCUGUCAGCCUGCCGCUGGACAAGAUCCCGUACGACGCCGUGCUCGACCUCGUCAACAACAAGAUGAGGAUCUCCGGGUUGUUCCUGAGUGACCGCGUCCAGUGGGUCGGCUGCCAGGGCAGCAGCGUGGCGUUGAGGGGGUACCCCUGCUCCCUCUGGAUGCUGUUCCACGUGCUGACUGUACAGGCCGCCAAACGCCCUGACGCCCUGGCCAACACAGCUCUCGAGGACGACCCGCAAGCUGUGCUGCAGACCAUGCGCAGGUACAUCACCACCUUCUUCGGCUGCCAGGAGUGCGGCCGCCAUUUUGAGGAGAUGGCCCAGGAGUCCAUGGGGGCCAUCAAGACGACUGACGAAGCCGUUCUCUGGCUCUGGAGGAAGCACAACCAGGUCAACCGCCGACUGGCAGGCUCCAUGAGUGAGGACCCUCUGUUCCCCAAGACGCAGUGGCCGACCCCUGACCUGUGCCCCACCUGCCAUGAGGAACGCAGCGGCAUCCACGUCUGGAACGAGCCCACCGUGCUCGACUUCCUCAAACGCCACUACGGCUCCGCCAACAUCUCCCCCAAGUACACCCUCCAGCCCGCUCCGCCCGCUCCCCCCAAAGACCCCCCCGCCGCCCCCCCCGAUGCCCCCAACGCAGGCGCAGGCGCCGACUCCAACAUUCCCGCUCCCGAGGCCCCUGCCCAGCCCGGCCCAGCACAGCCCCCCCUGGAUGUCCUCCCUCGGCCAGAGAGCCUGGGGAACCACAGCGAGUCUCAGCUCCAGGUGCAGCCCCGGCGGGAGCUCCAGCGUGCGCAGCGGCAGGUGCAGGGGCAGGGCGUGGGGGCCCAGAGGGAGCCGCGUGUGGGGCCUAGCGUCAGCUUCCUGGCCCUGGGGUUCUCCAGCGUGGACAUGAGCCUGUGCGUGCUGCUCUACGCCGCCUCCUGCGUCUUCCUCAUGUUCAUGUUCUUCUUCUUCCGCGCACGCUCACGCCGGUGGAAGGUGCGCGCCAACCGCCCCUUCGUAUAGCAGAGUGGCGAGGAGUGAAACAGCACCACCCACUGGUCACCGACACACUGGACUCCUCUGAGGCGAGGACAGGAGAGGAGAGGAGAGGGAUGCAUUUUUCCCCUCACUCUUACAUCUUUAUCAUGAUUCAUGCUAUAUCUCUUUAGUGUCUUCUUUCUUUCUUUCUUUCUUUCUUUCUUUCUCUCUUUCUCUUUCACUCACUGUGUUUUUCUCUCACUUGUUCUUUUUGUCUUUUUUCUCACAUUUUCUGUCUUCUAUCACUUUUUGUCUCCUCCUAUGAAAAAGGAAGGCGUUGGAGGAAAAGGACUCUUAUUUAUUUGUUUGUAUGUUUCCAUGUUGUGUUUGUAGUGUAAAAGACAAGACCAUCUUCAGAUGAAGGAGAGAAAAAAAUCACCUUGAAGUGUACCAACAAGUCCUACGCCUUUGUACAAAUAUAAUGCCAGAAUUUAACAUACACAAAUUUAAAUGGUUAAAAAAUGGAAAGAAAAUAUUUUAUUGAUGACCAAUUGUGCUAUGUAUGUCAGAUUGAGCUAUUUUUAUGUGGACCUAACUACUUGGGUAUUUGUAAAGAUUUUUAUGAGGUUGAAAAAACUCAUGGUCCUCACCACAGUAGAACUCUCAUUGUGCUGCUAGAACCUCAGCGGUUCCAUGGGGUUCUGAUAAGCGGAAUGAAAAAAAUGAUUGCCACCUUCUGCAAAAUGUCAAUGCAGAAACUCUUUACUUAAUUAUGUUGAAGUAUUUAGCAGAAUUAAUAGGAUGGAUUGUUUGAUAUUAUUUUAUAGUGUGGUAGCCCCUUCUGAGAUGCUGUGGAAAAUGGCUGCAGGAACUCAUGUGAUCUUAUUUGUUGCAACUCUGGUGGAUAUUUAUUUACAAGCCAUGCAAAACUACCGUCCGAUUUCGUCUGUUUCUGUUUACUAAAACGACUACAGUGCUAAUGUAGUAUUAAUGGUGAUUCAUCGUUCUUGAAGUUGUGUUGAAACUAGUAUUCCAGUUCACUCAGUUGCUAUUUUAACAUCAUUUUAUGUUUUUCAAUGAAGCAUCAGUAGUGGGGUGUGGAGAUGACUCCAGAGUGUGGUCAUGCAUUACCUACCAUCAGGGAACGGCCGCUUCUGCUUGAUGUGUGGUCAGAAAUGGACCACGCCAUUGGGCGACGCUCAGGGGCGCCGGAGCAUUCUCUGUGGCGGUCACCUGCCUGCGUCCCAUCAUCAAUGUGAAUCCAGGAAAAGAGCAGUUUGGUUCUCUGAAUGAAUGAAUGAACGAAUGAAAAACUAACAGCAGACCUCUUUGUGUUCCAGAUGAGUGUGUGUUGAAGGGAUGUGGUGACAUUGUGGACACCCUCACUAGUGGAAAGUGUUGUUGGUCAGCGUGUGCCAGAUGGAUUAACACUAGUCCCAUUGUGUGUGUGUGUGUUCAGAGUAGUCUCACUUCAAAAUGCACACCCAAGGAUUGCGCCUGCAACAAGAGCAUUGAGGGCAGUGGUGUUGUGCUAGUCAAGAGCUUUGAGGGCAGUUGUGUUGGGCUAGUCAAGAGCUUUGAGGGUAGUGGUGUUGUGCUAGUCAAGGUAUCGCUUUCCUCAGAUAAUUCCAACUCCUUCUACUUGAACAUUCGGUCGACACUUAGAUCUGAGGUGUUCCACUCCCUGAUGAGUUUUAGGCUUUGAAAAGACCAGAGUGGGGCUGUAUUUGUGAACCUGGGAGAGAGCAGUGAAGUCACUCAAGAGGCUCAUUGGUUCUCUCGCCUCUGGUUUGGUGAAUACUGCUCUGUUUCCGUAGAGAGCUGUGUGAGUGCUUGUGGAGGAUGUUUGUCUGUAAGGGGAGAGUGAAGGGACCUUUUUGAGCUGCUCCAAAUGAUCUAUUUUGAAUCUCAUAGCAUCUUUUUUUUUUUUUUAGUUCUUUAACAGUAUGAUAUUUUUAUGUGCAGAGUAUAUUUUGUUUUUUGUAUAUAUGUGGUCUUGUAUGUUCACAUAGGGAAUUCUCGCAUUUUGUAUAUUUAAAAAAAAUAUGCUGUGAUUUUUGUCUCUGAAAAUAAAGAAUAUUUGCAUCAUUCAUUGGUAUAUUGUUACUAGAGGUCUGCACUCCCGCGGUAGACCCGCGGGCGGGAGUGGGACAUCAUGUUCCAGAUGCGUGCGGGAGUGGGACAUCAUGUUCCAGAUGCGGGCGGGAGUGGGACAUCAUGUUACAGAUGUGGGCGGGAGUGGGACAUCAUGUUCCAGAUGCAUGCGGGAGUGGGACAUCAUGUUACAGAUGUGGGCGGGAGUGGGACAUCAUGUUCCAGAUGUGGGCGGGAGUGGGACAUCAUGUUCCAGAUGCAUGCGGGAGUGGGACAUCAUGUUCCAGAUGCGGGCGGGAGUGGGAC
Molecule: messenger RNA, 5035 nt
Organism: Alosa sapidissima (American shad)
Lineage: Eukaryota; Metazoa; Chordata; Actinopteri; Clupeiformes; Clupeidae
Gene: qsox2
Product: quiescin Q6 sulfhydryl oxidase 2
Exons: 12
Coding region: 560-2680 (706 amino acids)
Biological process (GO): protein folding
Cellular component (GO): Golgi membrane
Molecular function (GO): protein disulfide isomerase activity; flavin-dependent sulfhydryl oxidase activity
Source: RefSeq, a predicted model, not a curated record